AUGUGUGAUCUCAAAGGGGCUCAUGCUAGUGGUACAACUGGUCGAGGAGUUAUAGGCAAACUCAGCAUGUGGUAUGAUCAGAUCCUAAGUGGUCAAGCUCUCGUCAACUAAUGACUGAAGUAGAUUCCCUAAGCUACGAUUGACAACCUCGGUCUAGCCGUCAAUCUGUGGAUGGUAAGCAAUGGAGAACUUGAGCUUAGUCCCAAGUAAGCUCCAAAGAGUCCUCUGAAAGUGGUUGGUAAACCGUACAUCACAGUUUGAGACUAUAGACUUAGGUAGUCCAUGAAGGCGCACAACCUCUCUAAAGUAGAGGCUAGCGACCUUAGAGGCAUUGGAGGUUUUCGAACAUGACAUGAAGUGUGCCAUCUUUGAAAACCUAUCGACGACCACCAUGAUCGAGUUGUGUCGUCAUGUAGUGUGUGAGAGUCUCAAAAUGAAGUCCAUGUUGUCGUUGUCCCAUGGGUGGGUCGGCACUGGAAGUGAUGUGUAGAGUCCAGCAUUCUUCUUUACCUGCUUGGCGAGUGCGCACACUCGACACUGAGCAACGAUGUUCCCUACAUCGUGCUUGAGGGUCGGCUAGUAGAAUUGGUACUCGAUCGUUGCGAUGGUCUUAUCGCGACUGAAAUGGCCGAAUAGACCUCCUGCGUGACAUUCUCAAGUGAGGAAGUCAUGGAGGGAUGUGUGUGGAAUGCACGUCUACUCUUAAAGAAUAGACAUCCAUUGACCACAAGGAAGUCUUUAUGAUCUCGAGAUGGACCAUCUAAGAGUGCUCAUAGAACAAGGUCGUAGUUUGGGCAAUUUGCGUAAGAAUUUGGUAGGGACUCCAAUCUUGUCAUCUGAACCAUCACGAGGUUCAGCAAGUAGACUCAUCAGUAGAGGACGUCUGCCAUCACGUUCUCCUUGCCCUUCUUGUGAUGAAGGACAAAGGUGAAGUCCUACAAGUACUCGACCAAUCGUGGGUGUCGAUCACUCAGCUUCCGUUGAGAGUGUAGAUACUUCAAGGCCUCAUGGUCCAAGAAGAGCACAAACUCCUUAUAAAGGAGGUAAUGGCACCAGUGUUUGAGAGCCUAAAUGACGGCAUAGAACUCACGAUCGUAAGUGGAGUAUCUAAGCCUUACGUCAUUCAGCUUCUCGCUGAAGUACUCUAUGGGAUGGCCUGCUUGGCUAAGGACACCCCCAAUACUGACGCCCGAGGCAUCAUAAGCGGCUUCAAAUACCUUGCCAAAGUCGAGUAGGCAAAGUAUUGGUGCUUAAGUGAUAAGAGCCUUCACCCAAUUGAAGGCCUAUUCAGCUGUCUCUGUCCAAAGAAAGGUCUCAUUCUUGAGGUAAUUAGUAAGUAGAGCGAUAGCGGAACUAAAGUCCCGAAUGAAGCAACGGUAGAACGUUGCUAGUCCAAUGAAGCUCUAGAUGUCGUGCAUGCUGCCUGGUCGUGCCCAGGUUUCUAUUGUGUAGAGCUUUUUGGGGUCCGUGGAAACUCCUCACUCGAAGAUGACAAAACCAAGGAAAACCUCAAAAGUGAAGAAACUACACUUCUUAGGAUGGGCAUAAAGCUUCUCCUGUCGAAGUGCCUCAAACACCUAUCGUAA
Spirodela intermedia is the source of this 1586-nucleotide messenger RNA. The record is from the annotation of a GenBank genome assembly. NCBI's taxonomy places the organism in Eukaryota, Viridiplantae, Streptophyta, Magnoliopsida, Alismatales, Araceae.